Phytomonas sp. Hart1 is the source of this 1821-nucleotide messenger RNA. The record is from the annotation of a GenBank genome assembly. NCBI's taxonomy places the organism in Eukaryota, Euglenozoa, Kinetoplastea, Trypanosomatida, Trypanosomatidae.
AUGACAGCUGUAAAAAACUCCAAUACGCACGAUAGAUCUACAGCGGGUGAGCUGUGGUCCGACAAGUACAAACCUCAGUGCAUUUCUGAGAUGUGCUACACCGUUUUCGCGAACAAGCUGCUCUCGUGGUUGAAGAAUUUCGAUUCUGCUGGUGAAGGGGCUUCCAAAAAAACCCGCGCGGUUCUCCUUUCCGGACCUCCAGGCGUCGGUAAAACGACGACAGUCUACGUCGUCGCGCGGGAGGCCGGGCUCAGCGUGAUCGAAUACAAUGCUAGCGACUUUCGCAGCUCCAAAUCUCUCCGCGAGCACGUUUCCACGCUGAUCACCAAUCGCGCUUUCUCGAAAUCGGGCACUUCUUACACGAACGUCCUCCUUUUGAUGGAUGAGGUGGAUGGAUGUGAUGUGGGAGGAGUGGGUGAGGUGAUUGAGUUCAUCAAAACCACGCAAAUCCCGAUCGUCUGCACCUGUAAUGAUCGCUGGCAUCCCAAGUUGCGAUCUUUAGUCAACCAUGUAGAGGAUCUUCGCUUUACGCGUCCCCCUUGUAAUAUCGUGGCGAACUACAUUUAUGAUCGCAUCCUUGCGCGUGAGCAGAUCAGCCUUUCGAAAGCACUUUUGCAGGAUAUUAUUAAGCGCUCCGGGAGCGACAUUCGCAGCAUGCUGAAUAAUUUGCAAAUGUGGUGCCUUCGGCGCCGCGUUCUGAACGAGCGCGAGCUCGCAACCUACGCGGUGAAGAUGCAAAAAGACAACGACACGAGUAUUUUCGACAACGCGGAGUACUUUCUCCUCCAGGGCACCAGCCGCGGCGAGGUUCACACGAUCCACGAGAUGGCCCUGCGGUUCUACAACGCCGACCUGGUGGAUUUGUUUGUGCAGGAGAAUUACCUCCAUUUCAGCCCGUCUGAGGAGGGGUGGCUCCCCGCGGUCGCUCGCGCGGCGGAGUCGAUCUCGCGCGCCGAUCGCGCCCAGCGGAUGAUGUACGGGGAGCAGAAUUGGACGGUCUCGCGGGCCCACGCCCUUUUUUCCAGCAUCGCCCCCUGCGUUUACACGCGCGGGAAGUAUAAUUCCUUUUUGGACGGCCCGUCGGUUUUUUUCGACCGCCAGCGACCCGUGAAGUUCCCGACUUGGCUGGGCCAUUAUUCCACCCUGGGAAAGCACCGGCGGCUCCUGCGCUGUUUGACAACGCAGGCUCAAGGAGGGAUCAGCGGCAAUCAGGAGGACGUCCUCCUCGACUACAUCCCGCUCGGCUGGGAGCGCGGGCUUCUCCAGCCCCUUGCGGAAUUUCAAAAAGAUGGUAUCCCGCAGCUUAUUGCCUUUAUGGAUACCUAUAAACUCAUGCGAGACGAUGUCGACUUUGUGCAGGGGGCCGCGCAUUUUAAACGCAUGCGCGGCGCCUCGCGGAGUGGGUGCGAUGACCUUGCGAGGCGGAUUCCCACCGCCGUGAAGUCCGCCUUUACGCGGGAUUUUAAUCGAACGCAUCGCGUGGGAAGCUUCGCCAAGGCGGCUUUGCGGCAUAUCGACAAGGGGGGCGCCGGGACGCUCUCGAAUGACAGCAGCGACGACGACGAGAAGGCGGAGGGGCUUGGCGAGGGCGUCGUCGUAGGCGAUAAAAAAAAGCCGUCAAAGGCGGUAAAAGACAAUAAAAAAACAACCCUGACGACGAAAAGGAAGAUAACUGCCGCUGCGGAAAAGAAAGCCUCGGCAUCGACGAAUAGAACUUCACGCAAGAAGGCGGAGCCUAAACGGCGGGUUAAGAAAGCUCGUAAAAACAUAUCCAGUGAUGAAGACUCCUUUAUUGAAAGUGAUUCGGACGGUGAUGAAUAA